Debaryomyces fabryi is the source of this 1047-nucleotide messenger RNA. It is a transcript of the gene PDR16, whose product is annotated as phosphatidylinositol transporter. NCBI's taxonomy places the organism in Eukaryota, Fungi, Ascomycota, Pichiomycetes, Serinales, Debaryomycetaceae. The transcript has a single exon. Bases 1 to 1047 code for a protein of 348 amino acids. The record is from RefSeq and is a predicted model, not a curated record. Gene Ontology annotation, molecular function: phosphatidylinositol transfer activity.
AUGUUUUCGAAGUUAAGAGGUAAAGAUUCUAAGGCCGAGACCAAGAAAGAUCAGAAAGAUUUAGGGGAAAAGUUAUACCUUCCAUUAAGCAAACCUUCGUCUAAAUGUACGAUUCCUAAAGCAGCCGAGCUUGAUGGUGAUCAACAAGAAAAAUAUGAAAAAGUAUUGAAGCAUUUUCAGCAGGAGGACUUGAAAAUUGCUGCAAGUGAAGCUAAUCAUAAGGACAAGGAUACUUCCAAGUACCAAAGGUUGAGCGAGUCGGAGAAGGCCUGGUUAACCAGGGAGUGUUUUCUCCGGUACUUGCGGGCCACUAAAUGGCACUACGAAGAAGCUAUCAGCAGAAUAGAGCUUACUAUUGCAUGGAGACGUGAGUUUGGUAUUGCUGGGUGUUACGACUCGGAUAACGAAGUGAAUGGUAAAUUGUGUUCUCCAGAAAACGAAACCGGGAAGGAAGUUAUCUUGGGGUACGAUAACGAUACUAGACCGUGCUUAUAUUUAAAACCGGGUCGUCAAAAUACAAAAACAUCAUUGAGACAAGUACAGCAUUUGGUAUACAUGUUAGAAAGAGUUAUAGAUUACAUGCCAUCGGGCCAAGACUCGUUGGCCUUGUUGAUUGAUUUCAAGGCCUCUCCUAUUGGUACCGAAGGAGGAAAGAUUCCACCAGUAGGAACUGGGAGACAGGUGUUGCAUAUCUUACAAACGCAUUAUCCAGAAAGAUUGGGUAAGGCAUUGUUGACCAAUAUCCCAUGGUUAGGAUGGACAUUUUUGAAGAUUAUCCACCCAUUUAUUGAUCCAUUGACUAGAGAAAAAUUGGUUUUCGAUCAGCCAUUCCCAAAUUACGUUCCAAUAGAACAAUUGGAUAAAGACUUCGGGGGUGAUCUUAAUUUCGAAUAUAAUCAUGAGAAGUAUUGGCCUGAAAUGAUUAAAAUUGCCGAAAGUAAUAAGCAAAAGUACAUGAAGAGGUUCGAGAAUUUUGGUUCAGUGGUCGGUUUAUCAGAAUACGAUUUAAGAGGCGAAGGCGAAGAAUUGGUUUAUCCAGUUUCUUAA